AUGGCAAGGCAGCGUCGGUUGUUCUUGCAUCCCCGUGACGAAGAAUUUUCGCGUUGGUUUCGCUUCACUUGGGAAGGUAUCACGAACUUCUAACUGUGAAUAUUUACUUGCUCUUUUGUUGUCAUGCUCCAAUCAAACUAGCUCAGAAGCUAAAAAUAUCGAUCGAAUGAGUAUGUGAAGGUUUGGAAGAUUUGGGACGGGUAAAAGACAUUUCAUAACUCAAGCUUAGCGAGGGAGGUGUUCUCCAUUAGGGCAGACCAUUUCGCGGAGAAUGAGGCAGUCGCGAGAUACGUUUGAAUUUUAAAGCCAAACUCACACUUAAGUUAGCAUUUAGAAACCUGAAAAAAGUUCGAUGACGGGCGUUAUCCCUUUUUUUAUUAGUCCCAGAGAGAAUGAUAGAGUCUUGUAAAGUGGUUCUAACUUUUGAGGCUGUGGAAAAAAAAUCUUGUGGUGUACCCCAUUCAAAUGAAACCUCUUCAGCAGUACUUUCACAUGGUACUAUUUAUUUAGUAUGUAGUUCUAACUUUUGAGUCUGUGGAUGAAAUCCUAUGGUGUUACCAUUCAAAUGAAACCUCUUCAGCAGUACUUUCACAUGGUACUAUUUAUUUAGUAUGUAGUUCUAACUUUUGAGUCUGUGGAUGAAAUCCUAUGGUGUUACCAUUCAAAUGAAACCUCUUCAGCAGUACUUUCACAUGGUACUAUUUAUUUAGUAUGUAGCUCUAACUUUUAAAUCUGUGGAUGAAAUCCUAUGGUGUGACCAUUCAUGAGACGUCUUUGGCAGUAAUUUCACAUGGCCGGUACAGUAGUGUUCGUUUAGUAUGUAGCUCUAAUUUUUAAAUCUGUUGACAAAAUCCUAGGGUGUAACCAUUUAUUUAAAAUGAAACCUCUAUAUUAACAAUUUCACAUGAUGCUAUCAGGAUUCAUGUUUAAUCCAGCAUUUCACAAAAAAUUGUGUCAAAUUGUGUGUUAUGCCACUUUUGAGAGUGAAGGGAUUAAAAUUCCAACUCACUGAAAAAAAACGGUCUUUAAGUCCGGUCUCUUGAUUCUUGCAGCUUGUGAAGUGUGUGGAGACAGAUGUACUGGAAAGCAUUAUGGAGUGUACUCAUGCGAUGGGUGCAGUGGAUUCUACAAGAGGACGUGUCGUCGAGCUGAGCCUUGGCUGUGUAAGGGCCAGGGGCAGUGCCCGGUGGACAAGAGUAGCAGGAAUGACUGCAAGGCCUGUAGACUGAAGAAAUGUAUCGAGAUUGGAAUGAACCUGGAAGGUUUGCUCUUUAUUUUGUUGGUACAUUAGGGCCAUGAAAUAGAUUGUAGGUUAGCGAGCUGAGUCGGAGUUCUAGAUAGAGAUGUACAGCUAUUUAGCCUGCGAAAGGCAGACGUUUCUCCUCGCUCAUCGCCGUUGAGAGACGUUUCGCGAGGUUCCUCCUCGCGAAACGUCCCUCAGCGGCGAUGAGCGAGGAGAAACGUCUGCCAUUCGCAGGCUAUCAGCUAUUUCGAUCCCUUUAUAGUCUCUCUUUCCUGUUACUGACUAACAUUUAGAGAGACUUAAGGGAUAAGAUUAACGUCACAGGUUGUUCAAAAUCAAAUUUGUAGUCCUCCGCAGGAUUAGCUCGGUCAGUAGAGCGUUUGACUGCAGAGCGGAAGGUCGCGGGUUCGAUUCCAGCGGCGGGACCAAUACUCAGGGUUUUAAAAUAACUGAAAAACCAAUAAAGGCUCUGCCUUUGCUUUGGAAACGGCUGGACCUUGUUCGCAUAGCUCGGAUGACUACGUAAAAUAGCGAUCCCGCCUCCAGAAGGAGACGUAAAAUAGUAUCCUCCGUUAGUACUUUCGUACUAAAUACAUUGACACUCAAAUAAACUACUUUUUUCCAAUCUUAAGGUCCCCAGUAAUACAUUUAUCGACUGCUGGGCAGAAUAUUAAAAGUCAAAGUGAUGUCAAUAAUUGUCAAAAGUAAUUAAGUUUUGGCCUUGACAAGUUUACUCUAGCGAGAAAUAAUAGUAUGGGCAGAACAGAACACAGAUUUGCGGUAACAAACUUUUAGCCGAGAAUUUUCUGUGAUAGCUCUAGUUUAAACGGUCAAGUCUUAAGGACCUUCAAGGUUUCAGAUGGCUUCUAAAAGGCUACAGGGUAAGGAAAACAGAACCCUAGGAAAAGUACUGUUCGUCAGCUUUAAUUUCAUUUCAAUGAUCACAAAGAUUCAUUCAGCAUCUGCAAGUUACAAUAGCAUUUCAUGAUUUCCGGCAAACAGGAAAAAGCGAGUUAAUAACUCCGGCUGUCGGGAUGGUCGCACAUUUUAGUUUCGGAAGAAACAAAAGCCGGUGGGGUCUGCUCAAUUUCAAACACUUUGCGACUUGUCGGCAGUUAUUGCACUCUAUAGUGCAUUGGAUGUUUAUCUCAUGGACCGAAAACAUUUGAUAACAUACUGCCAGUACUUAUCAAGUUACACCGUGCUUUUUGUUCGGUGUUCAUUACAUAAUUGCGCGUUCUUAAUUAUCUUAUCAAAUUGCAAGAUGCUGAAGAAUUCUCUGGUCUAGUAAGAGACAGAUAUUACGGACAAACAAAGAAUAAUAUUGGAAUUUUCGUUCACGAUUGGAACUUUAUUGGCGAAGUUUGUAGCUUUUAGGUAAAAAUCAUUGUUAAUCUUAAUAUCAAGACGAAUAAAACGAUGUCAUGUACUGUAAUUCACCUACUCUACAUUACGUAAUUCACACUGAUAUUAGUAGUUUUCCAAGAGCAGCUUAUUCUAAUGUUUUAAUUGUAAUAUAGAGAAAUGAACUCAAUUAAUAGGUGGUACAAUUGCUCUUAACACUUUAGCUUGGUUAAAGAAACUUGCCGCUUUCUUCGGCUGUUCACAGCUUUUGUAUUGUUUAUGGAAAACAAAACUGAGUAAUUGCGCCUUGUAAGUAACUUGAGCUCGCUACUUAGAUUUUUAUGUAGCGCACCUUUACAAUUAUACAGGAAAAAUAAACUGAUGGCUGUUUUUUUGUCAUAUUAGAGAGUUUUAGACCCGAGUUUACCGCGAACCUCUAACCGCUGAAGGUCACGUGACAAGUCUUUCGCGUCACGUUUGAGGUUUACGACGUGCGUUUUCAACGUGGGGAGGUUGGUUUUCACGUAGGUCAUUUACCUGAAAGCUUUUAGCGUAUAAUUCUUGUUUUAUCUCACGUAAUGAUACAAAAAUCUUGUGGAGCAAGUCUUUAUCCAUUAACACAGGCACAAAUUCGGGCGAAAUGCUAAAUUUGAUAAAUCCUAUUGGAUCUUGAAAACAAGUGCCAUUCAUGGCUGCUGAUUCAAAAUGGCGCCCGUAAAUUUGCAAGAAGAACUAAUGUAAGAAUUUACAGCUCUUUGCUGCUAGAUAACCAAGUGUUAUUCUAUUUCUCCUAUUUCUAAAUGGAAAAAUAAACCAGAAUCCACUUCUUUAAACCACCGCCAAUCUAAAUCGAAUUAUGUUUGAACUUCGAACCGCAAACGGGUAAGCGCCAACCGCGGUUAGAGGUUCGCGGUAAACUCGGAUCUAAAACUCUCUAUUGUUAAAUUUCAACUUCUCCGUGUAAAUGUUGCAGACAUUUCCAAUUUGGAAAUAAGGAACUCACUAAAGGAUAUGUCGUGUUGUCAAAUUCCUGAUUGACGUACAAUCUUUCCAUACUUAUUGCCAAGCUUAAAUGACUUAGUCGAUGAGAGGCCCGGGGGGGGGGGGGGGGAGGGACUCCGCAUAUGAAAGGGGUGGGGAUGCUCGUCGUCUCGCUUAGGGGUGUAAAUUUCCGAUUUUGGUCUCACUUAGGGUGUUCUGGGCAAAACGCCAUCAUAUUUAGCCGUGAAGGUCUCGUUUAGGGUUGCAUGCGAAAAAAUAUGAAAAUAUAUAUUUGAUAUGUAUAUUUUUGAUUCGUUUUCAUCAAUACUUAAAGAAGACGUCUUUGUCCAUUGUUUUCAUUUGUCUGUGUUUUAACAUGGUCUCUUUUAGGGGUCCAAAAAAGCUUGGGCCACGCCCAGAUCGGUCUCCUUUAGGGGUUUAAUUCAAAAUUUCCGACGAGCAUCCCCACCCCCACCCCCCCCGGCAUGAGACGAUAAGCUGAGUUGGGAUAAAAAGGUUCUGCGUUUAUCUUUUUAGGCGUCUACCGUCGUUUCAGAUUCAACGAAGAACUUGUUAAGUCCCCUCCAGCAGAAAGUUUAGCGGACGUCACGCAAGGCGACAUGCGAGUGGACGUCACCCCUCCGCUCGAAUCACAGGGUAGGUUUUUCGAAGGUACCGGUAAUUAUCGAGAUCUGUUUCAUUUGCCCGUAUUUGUAUUCAAGAUCAACGGUUCUAAUAAUUUACAAAGUAAUACAGGACGAUAAAACUGUUCUUUUAGGUUUUGAUUUUAACUGAAAAUCCGCCAUUGCUUCAGUCCGGAAAAGUUGGCGGGACUUUUGACAAACUUUUCUUUAUCAACUGACAUUUUCCCGUUUCUUAUUAUUACAGCUGGUUUAGGUUAUCCUGGUGCGACUCCACAGAUAAGAAUUGUUCAUACAAAAUCAGUCAUGGUCAAAACGGAAGAGCAACAACAUAAUGACAAACAAUACGAACAAAAACAACAACAGCAGCAGCAGCCGCUUCAACAGAUCGAAACACCUGAAACGGAAAAUAACCAGAGAAGACUAUCAAGCCCGAGGUACUUCGAGGAUAGCCAAGGGGAGAAAUUUGUUGCCUCACGCGCCAAUUCGAUGUCAGCCGCUAAAGAUUACUUCAGCUCCACCCGCUCAGUUGCAUUCUCCACCCCUCUCACAUCAAUGACAGCCUCUUCUAUGCCAGGACCUGUGCGAGUAACCUUGGUAUCGCAAGAUAACAAUUCAAACUCUAUACACAGUGCAGUUCCAUCUCAAUCUCGCCACACUAUAGCAACACCUCUAUCAACGCAAAGGUUUCACCCGCCUUCGACUUUUCCGUCCAUUCAGCAGAAUGGCCACACAAGUCCCCCUACGCCCGCUCUCGGGUUUUCUACUUCGGAUCCUGUGACAAACGACCACCGUGGAGCCUCGACGGCAUUAGUAUCCUUUAGGAACGCGCAGAGGCACUUUCAGCCCUCUCAGAUGAGUAUGUCCGAGCUCCAUCAAGCAGUGGAACCUCUUUCAUUCCACUCCUCUGAGCCCCUCCAUGAUGCGGCCUGUCGUCUCCUAACGGUUUCCCUAAGGUUCGGCCGUAGACUACCGUGCUUCAGACGGCUGCCCUUCCGCGAUCAAGUCAUUCUUUUGGAGGAAAGUUGGCGGGAGAUGUUACUUUUGGAUUCAGUGUUCUGGGCGUUGUCACUUUCUUCAGGGGCCAGCAGUGAUAGUGAUCCAAGAGAACAGGAGAUUAAGACAGCUCGAGAAGCUUUGCUACCAUUAAGAACGCUUAAGUUGGACAGUUCAGAGUACGCAUGCCUCAAGGCUGUCAUUCUCUUCAGGACAAGUAAGUCAUUUCCUAACCUCGUUCCCAGGUUCUCUCUCCUACCUGUCGCUCGCUCCGUGGGAACGGGUAGGAGAGACCCCUGGGAACGAGGUUGGUCAUUUCCAAUCAAUUUGGACAAACACCAUUUUGGGGGGGUGGAUAGAGGAGGAAAGCGAAGUUCUUUCUUCCCCACCCCAACCCCCCUCUAUUUCUUGGUAUUGCUGUAGUCCUUACUUUCGUGCCUAGCAUUAGAGUUAUUUUACCAAACCCGUCGGCCGUGAAACAGUAUGUAACAAUUAGUGCCAAAUAGUUACGAAUAAACAAAAGAAAACAAAGAAAUUAAGAGAUUAAUAGUUCGUAUUACUCUGCUAUCUAUUUCUCAGGUUAAGUAAAAUCUCUCCAUCACAGAAACGCUUGCUGUGAAAGCUUUUUAUAGGGACGAUUUCGUUAAAGGACGCAAUUAUUUUGUUUUCCAAUACUAUUUGAUGUAAUUAAAAAAGAAUUGUUGAACGAAAACGAACAAGUUUUUCGUCUACGUGGUUUUUGCAGUCAGCCAUACUCACUUUCUUUGCACUAUACAACAAUAGCUUUGGGGUGUUCUCAAUUACUAUUUUAUGCUUUUUUUCCCUCUGUCAAACUUAGUCUUGUUAUACAUAACAGCGGAAUGAGAGGGGGAAAAACAACAACAGGAGGCCAAAUGUUUUUGUAAUUGCUUUUCUUUCCUUAACCGAUAGGUUCUUAUGGGUCCCGGUUAAUUGUCUGUUGGUCCCUGAUCGAACAACAGUCACAGAUAAACUCUUACAGAGUUUAUUUGGCUCUAUAGCAACGCUAAAAAUAUAUUUUUUUUAUUGGUGUUCUGUUUUCUAAACAGAUAUUCAUGGUCUCAAGUCUAAAGAUCAAGUGGAACAACUUCAGGACGAGGCUCAGCUAUUGUUGGCAGACUAUGUCUGGUCCAGGCUCCCAAUUCAACCCGCUCGGUUCGGCAAAAUACUGUUAAGCGUUGCUUCCUUGCGCAGUCUGGCGGAAAAACCUAUUGAACACUUGUUCUUUAACGCUAGCUCCGCCAAGGAUGUGUUUGAGACAAUCCUAUCACAGGUGAUUAGUUCCAACUAGAGGUCUGAACUUGGAAAAUAAUAUACUAAGGAGUCCGUUACCCGGAACAUUCAGCUCUCACACCUAGCCACGCUUUAUGAAAGGGACUCCGGGAAACUUUUGCUUGUGGAAUCUGGAAUCCCACUAACGAUUGCACUCCGGAAUCCAAGAUCCACUGACAAAUAAUCCGGAAAGUACCAGAGUCAAAAAAGGAACGUAAUAGACUGAUCACGUGAAAGGACUAGUAUUUUAAAUUGCAGUGAAAAACGAUAAGUAGCC
Molecule: messenger RNA, 6772 nt
Organism: Porites lobata
Lineage: Eukaryota; Metazoa; Cnidaria; Anthozoa; Scleractinia; Poritidae
Source: the annotation of a GenBank genome assembly